CACUAUCACAAAUAGACAUGAGAGCACUUUUGGUUGUCUGGGCAUUGCCAGAUGGGCAAAACGUGAGUAUAGCGAGUCCAAGCUGCCAGGAAGCAAAACUCAAGAAUGCCACUGGUAGUUCAAGCGUAGAUCCGAGAGUAGAGGUGCGGCACGGGUUCUGCAAUGUGACAUGCAGGUUAUGGAGCCUUGUUGGCUCCAUACCUUCGCAUGAAAGCCAGGAACUCUCUCCACCAGAGGUGUCUCCGAGAAUUGAGCCGAGCCACAAGAACCUACAUGCCUGUCUCCCCAAAGAGCUGAAGGGUCGUUGACAGGGAAUUAGCUCAACAGGGGACUGCCAAUUGGUUGUGGGUUUCGAGGUGAAUGGCCAUGGUGGUGCGGAGGACUUUCUGUGCAAUGCGCACCAGAUUGAAGAGAUCCGAUUUGUUUUUUACAUUUUCCAGAUUGACACAGUUUGACAUUGAUUGCUACUCAAUCCCAGAACGUACUUGACUUUCAUGGUGAGGGCGGUUCCCAGUUCUUUUGGGCUUUGGCGAGUUUAGGGUUCUGGGCAGAAAACCUGUGCCAAGUGUUAAACAUCUAUAUAUGCAGAAAAGUGGCCGCGCGAUCCAAAGCACGCAGGCUUUGCCAGCACACAAGCGAUGAAUCACUGUUGCUGCAAAAAGUGGCAGGCCAAGCGAAAGUUGAGGUGCCGGCAUUUCUUAGCAGGUGAACAUCUGGCGUAUCGAAAGCGCAGGCAUGCGUGUGUACGACUCAGACCGGCCAAUCCUUCCGGAUUUUAACCGCUGGGCAUGGGUCACAUGGGUCCUCACAGUUUCAAAAGCGGUUGAGAGUUUAUUAACGUCGCAUGUGGCCACAUAUGAAGCGUGAGACUCAUAUUCAUCCCGUGGCAACAAGACAAGCUUCAACACGACAGAUCCCGCCAAAUAAACUCACUGUUUGCUUCACACCUGCGGCACUUGCUCUUUGAGUGUAGAUUGUCGAGCAAAACGCAUACAACAGGAACAGCUUUGCACCCACCACUACGCACAACAUCGUACAACUUCCAAGUUCGUUGGAGCAUAACAUACUAUCACCAUCAAGGCUUCUUAGCUGAAACUGCUGAAAGUCGUGAGACACAGACACCAAGACUGGUUGAGUUGGCUUCGACGUUUGUCGGACAUCCUGGCCCCGGGUCUGAGUUGAGUAGUUGAGUCUGUCAAGCAUGAAAGCCUCAAUGGCACAAGUUGUUUGAGAAAGCCGACGACUGCAGUGUCACAAUUGUACUAUGAACUUCAACCACUUCUCUCACGCGCGUUUUGAUGCGUGCUUUGUAUGCUGGGUGGAAGUCUAAACUACUCCACGUGGGUAAAAGUGUAUGCACAGAUUCAUUGAAACCUUGAUGAAUCUGCAAAAAACACAAGUGUUCCACUUUUCUAAGCCAACAAUCCACCGUGAUCGAAUUCAGAGGGCCAGAUGGCCCACGAUCCUCCACCACCAUCACUGUUCGAGGAGGCUGAACCUUUUGGGGAUGAGCCGGAGACACUCGCUGCAAGCAGUUCCCAAAGGCAUGAAGUGGACUGGAGAUUUGUGAGGCAGAUUGCUGCAUCAUACGCACGGGGUUUGGACAAAAGGAAGGGGGAGCUUGCAGAAAAGAUCGUCUCAGAGGUGGUGAAGAGUCAGGUUGGGAAGUCGGGUGUCUCAGACUUGGAAGUGCUCAACCAGGUGCUUGCAAAGGUGAAAGACGUGAGGGAGGCGCAAGCCGUCAGUGAGAAGAAUUUGCAGGCAGCAGUCCAACAGGCUGCUGAUGCAUGGGCCGAGACGUCCGCCACUAGCAUGUCUACCCUUGUGUCCAAGGAAUUUGAACAGAUGUCAGAUGAAGUUGCUUUCGUUUUGGCCAAAGAAUUGUCACAGUCGAGAAAGUUUUGUGAGGCUUUGGCCAGAGGGGUGCAGAAGUCUGGAGCUGCUGCAACGAAGCAGGCGCUCGAGGUGCUGCGGCCGCCAGAGAUUCAGGAAUCCCUUGGCCAUGCGCUGUCUGAGGCGCUUGAGGAGACUCUUACUCCUGUUUUCAAGACGGAGCUGCGGUCCCAUUUCGAGCAAGAUUUAGGGCCACUCAUUGGUCUAAGAGUGACAGAAAUGCUAUCCGUCUUUCGCGAACGCAUGACAGAGUGCUUGCAGGGCAUUGCCGCCGAACAUGAACAAGCAGCGCAGCGCUUGGGUCGAGAUUUAGCUCCGUUAGUGGCUGACGAGCUGAAGCAGGUGAGACAUCUCAUGCAGACCUCGUCAAGUCAGUCAGGCAGCCUUUCUGAGGCGCAGCUGGAUGAGCUCACAAGCUCCAUAGAAGUCGAGGUCAUCGAACCACUUCACGCUCGUGUGAAGGAGCUCACGGUGCAAGUCAAGGCUCUUCGUGCAGAAGCGGAACAGCUCCAGCGGCGCUCAGAAGGCAAGUCUCACGGUCCCGAAGCAGAGGCUGCGCAGGCCCGAGACAUACAAAAGCUCUUUCGAGAGGGACGAGCCGAGGAUGCGUUUCAGCUUGCCUUGCAGAAGCAGGGGGAAGCAAGAUACCAGGACUUCUUAGAGCCUCUAUGCUCUUUGGUACAGCCUGAUCAGUGGCUCAUGGAGGAUCCGACAGGAAUGGCCCUCAGUCCUCAGGUUAAGAUAAAGCUGAUGCAGACCCUUGCACAACAGUGUGCAAAUUGCGAAGAGACCGUUCUUCUGAGCAAGGUUGAGUGGAUCCAAGAGCUUUGGUUGGCUCUAGAUCUUGGCGAACCGGCCGUGGAGAAGCAAGGGAAAAGGCUCGUGACAGAGCUGAUCGAGGCCCUUAAUCGCGUGCAGGGUCAUGCUGGAGAGCAGGUGCAGGUCCGCAAGCUCAAAAGAACUCUGACUCAGGCUGAGCUCAGUGUCCUUUGCUUGCCUUCUCCCUUAACUCGUUGAAGUGGAGAGGCGGUGCGGAUGAUGACGCGUGAGUGAUGUGCAUAGUUAGCUUCCCUUCUCCAACCGAGAAGUGGGUUUAGAAUGGACAGCCCAUUUGCUCACGUAUCCAGCUGGAGCUGCGGAACACUGCUAG
Molecule: messenger RNA, 3043 nt
Organism: Durusdinium trenchii
Lineage: Eukaryota; Dinophyceae; Suessiales; Symbiodiniaceae
Source: the annotation of a GenBank genome assembly